AUGCCUAAGUGUUCGAAUCUCAUUGCUUCAUUUUCAGCUAUGGUGGACUCAUUUUCUGAUCUGGGCGGAAUCACAGUGAAUCAAGGAACUACAGAAACUCGGCUUCCGCAACUUGGUUUUCACGUGGUUCAUGGGCAAAACGUAGUUUUACAAAAAGGCGGCAGAGUGGCGAGACGAAAAGAAAGCUUCUGCAAAGGGCUCGCGUUUUCCAACAGACCAGUUUCUGUCAAUGAAAACGUGUGCAUUCGACUCACCGAAGUCUCAACGAGUUGGUCAGGUGUGCUGAGAUUCGGAGUCACAAAUGUGGAUCCUGAGACAUACAGAACGAUUCAGGUUCCUAAGUUCGCUUGCCCUGAUCUCACUUCAAAAGAAGGAUUCUGGGCGAAAGCUCUUCCCGAACGGUAUUCCGUGGAAGGUAAUAUUCUACACUUUUCAAUCAAUCACACGGGUGAUCUUUAUUACGGCGUCAAUGGUGUUCAUAAGGGUGUGUUUUUGGUUGGUAUCAACGUUUCGCUCCCCAUUUGGAUAAUUGUUGAUAUCUAUGGCAACAGCGUAGCCGUCGAAUUCGUAGACCCGUCAGACUUCCGUGUGCCUCGAUCGGCUUCAGUAACUCCACGUAUAACCAGUGCCGGCAGUUCGAAUUAUGAGACGCCUUCCAUUGAAGCGCCUAUGGCGUCUUCUCAACAAGCUCAGUCCGUCACUACUAGUUCAUCAACGAAUUUCGAUGCUCUACGAUUCCAUCAGAUGGCAGGUCGACAUGUUUCUCUAAAUUCGAUGCGAAAUAUUGCCACUCGAUGUGGCAGCGAAUAUACUCAAGGUUAUGUGUUUUCGGAAAGGCCUAUUCGUAAUAACGAAAAGGUAGUCAUCGAGGUGAUCGGCGUUCAGCAGCUCUAUAAGGGUGGUUUGGCCUUCGGCGUGACAUGCUGUGAUCCUUCGACGCUGCGCUCGACAGAUCUUCCGGACGACUCAUCAGAUCUGAUAGAAAUGCCACAAUAUUGGGUCGGCAUCAAGGAUAUCGCCUUACAACCGCGAGUAAACACUGUGCUUAGUUUCUGGAUUACCGAUGCAGGUGAGGUAAAAUUCGAAAAGGAUCAAGGUCUAGCUCGUACUGUCCUUCACGUCGACAACUCACUUCCUCUUUACAUGUAUUUUGACCUUUACGGCUCGACGCAAGCAAUCAAAUUGCGUGGAACAGUGCCGGUAUCUCGAUCUCAUUCACCACUGCCGAGAGCUACAUCUUCGUCUACCUCCGCUCCUACUCGGGUCGCUCUCCCACCUUUGCCAACGAUAAUUCGAAGGGAACCUUCGACAGUGCCAUCUUCACGUCAGUCUCAACCUAGCGAGUUCACAUCUAAUAUUAUGCGUGUGCUUUUGCGCGAUGAAGCGAAUGGAACAGCACUGCCUAAUCUUUUUGACGACGAUUACGAGGAAAACAGUGGUCAUGCACGCCGUCCUGCUCUGCCACCGAGAAGGGGCGUCGAUGAGCUCAUGCUGCGGCGCACUAUCGACGACCUGCUCAGCGAUACGUCUGCAGACCUUCCCCGUCCUCCGCCGUUGGCCCCAAGACUGGAAUCACUGCUUGGAAGGCCUUCUGGUGCCACACAAGAUCUCCCGUCAUCGUCUCGUUCUUCAUUGCCGAAUCUUCAAAGUCUCAGCACUACUUUUACACGUGCACGAAGUGCGCAGUUAACCGUGGAUCGCGAUUCAAGCGAAGGUGAUGAUGGUGCUCAAGGAGACGAGCUCGAUGAGUGCACGGUGUGCAUGUCGGCUAAAGUGAAUAGUGCUCUAUACAAGUGUGGUCACUCAUGCAUGUGCUACGAUUGCGCAAUGCAAACCUACCGCUCAUCAGGUCUUUGCCCUCUUUGCCGUGCCUCAAUUUUAGAUGUCAUCAAGAUCUUUAAAGCGUAA
Ostertagia ostertagi is the source of this 1908-nucleotide messenger RNA. NCBI's taxonomy places the organism in Eukaryota, Metazoa, Nematoda, Chromadorea, Rhabditida, Trichostrongylidae. The record is from the annotation of a GenBank genome assembly.